CCGGAAUUCUAUCUGUCGGCCCACAAAAUAACGGAUAGGAUGGCGACCACCUGCGACAAAUUUCCCCUUUUAUGCUGGGAAGUGGAACGCUUAGUGACUGCUCCAUAUGCGCCUUCACUCCAGGAUCUAUAUGACCUGGCCCAAGAAGUCUCUUCGGACGGAAUAUGUUCUUGGGCUGUUUAUAAGCGCUGUCAGGUCGGGGCAUUAGUCGAUGUUCUUGUUGAUGGCCUAUCACGUUCACACUGGGCUCUGCGCCUCAUCACAAGCUUCGCACGAGCAUCAUGUUUUCGUGAUAGUCUACUUGAGCGAUACCCCUACCUUCUGGAUCAAUUUCUUCAGCGUUCAAUCGAGGGCGGCGAACCUGAGUAUUCCUCAGUAUGCAUCUCGCUGCUAUCUACGCCCCUGCCAUCUGGUUUCAUUCCACCGGCAAGAAUUGCACCCUUCAUUAUGAACUUGAUUGACCGCAUGAGGGACAACCCAUGCGUGGAAACAGUGAGGUCACUGUACUUGAUAUCAAGCUUUCUUCAGGCAUCUCCAAGAAUCAUCCUCGAAAUUUCGGAAGAGAUAAUGUCGUGCUUCCAGACUGAACUCACAAAAACUCUUCGCAAUCUGGAGGACCACAUGGGAAACUUACUAUGCCUUGCGACUUUUGCGAAACUUGCAUCUGCUCCAAUUCCUAACAUUACAAGUGAAAACGAGACAGAGGCUUCAAAUUGGUGGCAAAAUAUCAAACAUUUUUUCGGUAUGAAGCGUGGUUUGAAGACCCUCGAUCUCGUUUUUCUACGCGUAAUUCUUGCUUGUUCUUCCAACCGUGGUAAUCUCACUGCUGGUGACUCGGUGGAAAGCAUUCGUUUGGCGAUUGAAAUUUGCAAUGUUGUCAACCAGGAACAAAGGAAUUCUUGGAUUGCGGGCAAUUCCCUUAAAAUCGCGAAACUCUGUGAAAAGAUUACACGAGAGGGAGUAGAUCCUAGUGUUCGAAUGCUUGGUAUAACUUUUCUGGUUUCUCUUAUUCCUCCCUCAUCAUUGCCACCAGAUCUAGUGAGACUUGGCCUGGAUUGGUUGCUUUCGGAAGAUAGCAGAGUUGUGCUGGAAACACUCCCUCGAGACCCUGCAACCCGCUUGGUAGAAGCUAAUAUUAUUUGCUCCGGACAAUACGCGGUGAAAAAAGUGCUUAACUAUAUAUUUACUACGUUGUCAACGAAGCCGUCCGUCAAUAUAGCCAAUCUUCAAAUGGCAAGACUAUUACUGCUUGGAUUGCGCAGUUUUGACUCGCACCAAUUUCCCUCGGGAAUUACAGAUAUAGUAUCCAAUCAAUAUAGGGAUACUAUUAACAGGCUCGCCGACACUUUUCCGAGAAGACCCUCCCUGUUGAAAUGUGACGGUUCCAACAAUUGCUAUGCGUCGAUUUCGAGACUAGAAAACGAACUACUAUUUGAUCUACUUACUUUCUGCCUCCAGGCAUCAAUGGCUUCAAACAUAGAAUGCUCGCAGUCAACCGAGGUUAUGGUACUGAUGAACUUCAUGACGAAGACCAAACAACUGCUGCCUGAAUUUAAAUGCAUAUUUUCAGAGAGCAGGCCUCUCGAUUUCAGGGCUUCAUUCUCAUCACUCAAAAUUCGUGAAACAGCCCAAUUUGCGAGAAGCGAUUGGAGAACCGGAAUAAGGGAGACGAUGAUUGCUAGCACACGAAUCCUUAAUGAUGAUAUUGUGCAAAAGGUGGAAGAUAUUUGCUAUGAGCUCGAGCAGCGUUGCGGCAACAUUGAAGAGCCUCUCAGGGUCGCUGCAGAAGAGCGCAACAAAUACUUUUUGGAGACAGAGCAACUCAAGCAAAACAAUAAUGACUUGAAAACCCGGUUAAACGAAGAAUCUAAUACGGUUGCCGAACUUCGAGAAGAGUUUUCUCGCCUAGAAAGUCACGCAGAUGCUGCCACUGAGCGUGCUGAGGAGUUGCUGAGUAGCUUAACUCAGACACGACAAGAACUCGAAGAUUUAAAGCGCAGUUCUCGAGAGAUCAUAGUUAAUGAGCGUGAAUUGGCUCGAACCAAAGAGUUAGACUUGAUCGCUUCCAUUACCCAAAAAGAUGAUCAGUUAGAGGGGCUUCAAGAAGAUAUUAAGCGUGAGAAAGAGGAAAAUGAGCGAGCAAUCGCGAUUAUAGCAUCUAUUUCAGAUGGAAGAGAUACUUCCCUGGAGACCAUCGCUUCUCUAAAUUGCCAGGUCUCAACCCUUCGAACAGAGCUGGAGAAUUCCGAAACGCUUCUAUCGGAAAAGCGCGAGCAGCUCGAACGACUCUUUGCUGAAAAAAACACCGCGGCCGAAUUGGCGGAAAAUCUGCGAAUGAAGCUCGAUGGAAAGGAGUCUGAAUUUGAGAACCUCAGGGCUGCAUUGCGGGAUACUACGGAGAGUUUUAAGGAGGAGCUAGAGACACUCAGACAACAGUCAGACCUGCGACAUUCAAAUAUGGCUCAAGAGUGUAACAAACACAAGGAAAAUAUCCUGUCCCUACAACACGAGAUGCAUGAAGCGACAUUAAAUUCCACCAGAGAGCUACAAACAAAAGAAAAGAGAAUACAACAUUUGGACAAGAAGGUGCAGCACUUACGAGAAGAACGAGCGGCCAAGGCACGAGAAUUUUCGGAAGCCCAGCAGCAUAUCGGUCGACUUAUGAGUGUAAUGGGCUUUAAACAGACUGCUUAUGAUUCUAGAACUACGGGAACACCACGCCCCCGUUCAUCAUUCGACUUAUCGCAAGUGGCUGCAAUGCAAACGCAAACAAAUUCAGGGGAAGACAUCCCCCAAGGCAAAGAUGAAGAAGCUCUUGCCUCGCCUCUUGAUUCCAACAUGUCUCAGACUAGCGCCCGUAGCCCUAAAAGAUCUCGGAAUAGCGCAUUCCCCCUUGUUGAUCCAUCACCUCCUCAUUCUUCUUCCCAUGGGACCAGCAAAAAGCCCAGGGAUUUAGCUGGUCUGAGCAACUCCAAGACUCCAAGGGAACGACGACCACUUAAAGAGGUCGACUAUAACAGCCAGCCAAGCUCACAGGGCAGCGACAGCUCGGUAUUGUCCCAGAGUAGGACGGUCCAAGAUAAUCAAUUCAACAAGCAGACAGAUCGGCAUCAACUUGAGGACAUAGAUCUGGAUUUAGACCUAGAGUUCUCGAAAGAUUUUGUCUUCACGAGCACCGCAUUAUCGGAGUUUAACAAACCUUCUCAUUCCUGACAUAUCGACACCACCCCGUGGCCAUAGAGGCAAUUAAAACCAUCUUAUAUUAUCUUUGCCAGCCUUUUUCAUGUUGAUGGUUUUUG
Messenger RNA from Aspergillus ochraceoroseus IBT 24754, 3299 nucleotides. RefSeq lists its product as uncharacterized. Lineage: Eukaryota; Fungi; Ascomycota; Eurotiomycetes; Eurotiales; Aspergillaceae. The transcript has 9 exons. The coding region runs from base 40 to 3213 and encodes 1057 amino acids. The record is from RefSeq and is a predicted model, not a curated record.